GAAAGAGCAACAAGUGUGAUGGUGUUACACUGCUUUGCUUUUCGGACUUUUAAGAAAGGAUUUUUUUUUUGCGACGCAUUAACCUGAGUUGAGCUGAUUCACACACCCCCCUCAAAAAAAAAAGGAUAAUAGGCCUUUUGGUUUAUUGGAAGCUAACUUCAAGUUUCACUUCGACGGGAGGCUGCUCAGUUAACGGAUCAUCAUGCCGCGGUCAUUUCUGGUGAAAAACAAGAGGUUGCCUUCCCAUAAUAUUCACCGAACAUAUGAAGAGCCGCAGGAGCCCACAUGUAGGCCGACAGAAGCUCUACCAGAGGUUCAAAACACAGACUCCUCCGAUGAGCAUCAGUCAGAAGAGCGGUCUCCCCCUCAGGACCGCUGCUCGUUUGAGGAGGAGGAGGAGGAUGCAGAGCUUGAACGCGCCUUACCUGCUCACCCAGAGCCAACCAGACCCUCUGUGGCUCUCACACAGCCGUUCUACCUAAACGAGCCUCAUAUUGCAGGAUUCCCUCCGUACUACAAGCCAUACGCCUGGGAGUCGGUGCCCUCCUCCUACGAUCUGCGUCAGAUGAGUUUCAGCCCCACAGUCCUGCAGCACGCCAGCAAUCUGUAUGGCACCCACUUGAGCCGCAGCCCACCACCUCAGCAGCCUCUGGACUGCAGCACCCACUACUCCCCAACAUCCAACACCUACCACUGCAUCACCUGUGACAAGGUGUUCUCAACACCCCACGGACUGGAGGUUCACGUCAGGAGGUCUCACAGUGGAACAAGACCUUUCGGCUGCAACAUCUGCAGAAAAACUUUCGGCCACGCUGUCAGUCUGGAGCAACACAUGAAUGUCCACUCUCAGGAAAAAAGCUUUGAGUGCAAGAUGUGUGGCAAAACAUUCAAGCGCUCCUCCACCCUCUCCACACACCUGCUCAUCCACUCAGACACGAGGCCGUACCCCUGCCAGUACUGCGGCAAGAGGUUCCACCAGAAGUCCGACAUGAAGAAACACACAUACAUACACACAGGUGAAAAGCCGCACAAAUGUCAGGUGUGCGGUAAAGCCUUCAGCCAAAGCUCCAACCUGAUCACCCACAGCAGGAAACACACUGGCUUCAAACCGUUCGGAUGUGACAUUUGUUCCAAAGGCUUCCAGCGUAAGGUGGAUCUCCGCAGGCACCACGAGAGCCAGCACGGCAUGAAGCCUAAACUCUAGUGUUUCUGGGAGAUAUAAAAAAAAAAUUCUGUUUCAACUAUAUGCAAUUAAGGAUGUUAUCCAGAUGUCUAGCAUGAUGCGGAUGGCGUUUCCAUAUCAAGCUGUGGAAUGAAAUUCCUGAUUGAAGGCAAUCUGAUAAAAUACCAAUUCAACCUGUGCUAUGAAGAAUUUGAGAAGUUGAUUCAAAUGUAUUGGUUAAUACAUUGUAAGUUUCCCUUAAAGUUACGUUUGCCUGUCGAUGAAUGGAAGAUUUUCCUGAUGUCUUAUUCAUUUAAAAUAUGCAAAUUGGCUGGUGAAGAUGAAAAAGCACACAAGAAUGUUUAAUAUAGUUUUUUUUGUAUAAAAUUAUUUAUUUAUAAUAUGCCUGAGCACUGUCCUUUAUAUUUGCUGAAGAAGCUUAUGUGUGUGUUCUGUAAUUAAAUGUGAAGGAAGAAGUAAUCUUUGGAAUAAAG
Messenger RNA from Labrus bergylta (ballan wrasse), 1656 nucleotides. RefSeq names its product growth factor independent 1B transcription repressor (gene gfi1b). Lineage: Eukaryota; Metazoa; Chordata; Actinopteri; Labriformes; Labridae. The record is from RefSeq and is a predicted model, not a curated record. Gene Ontology annotation, molecular function: DNA-binding transcription repressor activity, RNA polymerase II-specific; RNA polymerase II cis-regulatory region sequence-specific DNA binding. Gene Ontology annotation, cellular component: nucleoplasm. Gene Ontology annotation, biological process: regulation of transcription by RNA polymerase II.